Papaver somniferum (opium poppy) is the source of this 1219-nucleotide messenger RNA. RefSeq names its product probable xyloglucan endotransglucosylase/hydrolase protein 23. NCBI's taxonomy places the organism in Eukaryota, Viridiplantae, Streptophyta, Magnoliopsida, Ranunculales, Papaveraceae. The record is from RefSeq and is a predicted model, not a curated record. Bases 139 to 1014 code for a protein of 291 amino acids. The transcript is spliced from 3 exons. Gene Ontology annotation, biological process: cell wall biogenesis; xyloglucan metabolic process. Gene Ontology annotation, molecular function: xyloglucan:xyloglucosyl transferase activity; hydrolase activity, hydrolyzing O-glycosyl compounds. Gene Ontology annotation, cellular component: cell wall; apoplast.
AAGUUCUUUCUAGCAACUUUCCUCACCGAAAGCACCCUCCAAACCAUUUUACAACAAACACAUCCAUUCAUAUCAUUCACAUUUGAAGUAUAAAAGUUUCUUGCAAAAAUCAUUCAAAUUUGUAUCAAAAACUUUGCAAUGGCUUCUGUUAAGGUUCUAUGCUUGUUAGUUUCUCUAAUGGCAUGUUCUGUCAUACUUGCAUCUGCUGCUGGUAAUUUCUACCAAGAUACGGAUGUCACUUGGGGUGACGGUCGUGGUAAGAUACUCGAUAACGGACAGCUUCUUACUCUUUCUCUUGACAAACCUUCUGGUUCUGGUUUUCAGUCCAAGAACGAAUACCUGUUUGGCAAGAUUGAUAUGCAAAUUAAGCUUGUACCCGGAAACUCUGCUGGUACUGUCACUGCCUACUAUUUAUCUUCGCAAGGGCCAACACACGAUGAAAUCGACUUUGAGUUCUUGGGUAAUCUAAGCGGAGAUCCUUACACUCUACAUACUAAUGUAUUCAGCCAAGGAAAAGGGAACAGAGAGCAACAAUUCCAUCUCUGGUUUGACCCAACUGCUGAUUUUCAUACUUACUCUAUCCUUUGGAAUCCCCAACGCAUUAUCUUCUCUGUGGACGAUACUCCAAUUAGAGAAUUUAAGAACUCAGAAUCAAUUGGCGUUCCCUUCCCAAAGAACCAACCAAUGAGGAUUUACUCUAGUCUAUGGAAUGCGGAUGACUGGGCUACCAGAGGAGGCCUUGUGAAAACCGACUGGUCCCAUGCUCCCUUCACUGCAUCCUACCGUAACUUCAACGCCAAUGCAUGUGUUCCAUCUUCAUCAAGUGCCUCUUCUUGUGGUUCACAAUCUAGCUCUUCCGGCAACAAUGCAUGGUUUUCACAAGAAUUGGAUUCAACAAACCAAGAGAGGAUGAGAUGGGCCCAAAAGAACUACAUGAUCUACAAUUAUUGUACGGACACAAAGCGUUUUCCUCAGGGCAUGCCUCCAGAAUGUGCUGUUGCUAAUCUCUCUUAGAUCGAUACAUAUAUCUGUUAUCAACAUAAAGCACCAAUAUUACCAAUUCUUUUAUUCAUUUCUUAGUUCUGUUUCUGAGGGGAAAUGGUUCUUUUCAUACCCUGUAUUAAUAUAGUGUAUUUUAAAGAAAUAUUGAUUAAACAUGUCAAGUUCAAGCCAAAAAAAGAACACUCAAUUUUAUGUGAAAAACAACCAUUUGUAUACA